GCACGCGGCUAGCAAACAGUUGCUACAAAUACGUAUGUUUCGUACAAUACCCGCCAUUAGCAAUAAUUGGACUUCCAGCGUGCAUGCCGGGAGUGAGCAGACGUCAUGUACACGAGGGUGGUGGGGAGCUUCUUAAAGGCUAAAAGACACAAAAUUCCUUCACGUCUGGAAGCAGAUUUAGCUUGCAGAGGCUUACUUUGAAGAACUGACUAUUUUUGGUGCUUUUCAUUCAAAAUGAACAUUCAAAGGGCAACAUCGUUUUUAUGUUUGAUGAUUCUGUGCGUGGACGUCUGUCGAGGCCAGAAAGACUGCACAGGUGUGGACUGCCCUGCUCUGCAGAACUGCAUCGAAACAGUUUUAGAGAAAGGUGCCUGUUGUCCCACCUGCACACAAAGGGGCUGCACCUGUGAGGGCUACCAGUACUACGACUGUGUCCAAGCAGGCUUCCAGAAAGGGAAAGUCCCAGAGGGGGAGGCUUACUUUGUGGAUUUCGGAAGCACUGAAUGCUCUUGUCCCCAGGGAGGAGGGAAGAUAAGCUGUCAUUUUAUUAUUCCCUGCCCUGAAAUUCCCCCCAACUGCAUUGAGAUUUUACAGCCUCAAGAUGGAUGUGAAGAAUGUGGGCGAAUUGGCUGUACCCAUGGCAACAAGAAGUAUGAGGCGGGACACUCCUUUCAGUUAGACCAAUGCCAGGUUUGCCACUGUCCAAAUGAAGGUGGGAGCUUAAUGUGCUCACCUAUCCCCGGCUGUGACCCUCGUAGUGUUAAUAAGCCCAUGCGGGUAACCACCAUUGAGAACAACAACCCUUUGAGAGACAUUAGCAGCCAUCACAACGGCCAAAAAACAAGCUUUGUAGAACCGUUUUCCAAGCUGGCACUGGGAAACACUCUACCGCUGUAUAAGCAGGACCCACCCAGUUCUGGCACACAGAAUUAUGACUACACACUGGCAGAGCCGGCGACGUCUUCCACUAGUCAAGAUCUGGCUCAACCACUGGAAUCUACUACAGUACCACCAGUUUACCCAGAGUCAAGCUCCGCCACCUUCAGCUCUCAGGAUGACAGGAGACAUGAGCUGAAAGAAAAGCAGAAAAGCCCAAACCCACAAAGGAGCAGCGAGGAUGAGGUUACACAUAGCAUGGGUCCAACCACUGCAGGGGCUCAAAGCAAAACAUUAACACCACUGGCAAGUACAACCACACAGAGAGUAACCACAGAGGGCCACAGGCCACAAGAGGAAACGGGAGAAAUUACCAUGAGACAUAACAGCGACAGAAAAAAAGUGGUCCAGGAGGCUUUAAGAGACACGGCUUACACUGCCCGCUCCAACACUGGAGUCUUUGGCCAGCACAAACACAGUCAGCGUAGCCGGAACAGGAGUCACGGCAGCUCCCAUUCUGUCAACCGUAAAGGCCAAGAAAAAGUGUCUGUGGAGCGCAGGCAGUCUGGUGAACAAGGUUCCUACCCCACAGUCCAGUUCAGUCCAACCAACAGAGCUCCAGUCAGGGUGAGAGAGGACAGUGACAAGCCUCAAAGACAACCUCAAACCCUCUACAACUACCAUUCUCAGGAUGUGGAAGGAGACACAGAAGUGUCUGCCAAGGAGCUGGUGAAGACCUGCUGUGAGACAGGGGAGAAAUGGGCUUCAGUUAAUGGUCACUGCAACAACAUGGAGCCUCCCACUAAAGACAGGCACUCUAUAUGCUGGACUGCCCAACAACAGUGCUGCCUCGGUUCCCUGAGAGAAAGUCGGUGUUUGGCUGGAAUGAAUGCGGCCAAAGCUGGGAGUGUGUGUGAAGAGGACGCCAGCAAUAAAUGUGGAGUUGAUUCCUACAAGGAGUGCUGUGGCUGCUGCUCUCUUGGGCUGCAGUUCCGCAGUGAGGGGCAUCGCUGCGAAGCCCACCAGUACCUGGGUUUCCACUGCAGACACAUCCUUCUAACCUGCUGCGAGGGGAAGGACGGAAGGACUGGGAAUCAAGAUGGCUGGCACACUGUUAGAGAGAGACCUGCUCUGGACUCCACUACCCCGCCUAAAAAAGUAUCUGACAGCCCGUACCCGAAAGAGGCCUUCUCCAUUGGUGAGGAGCAGGAUGGGGGGAAUGCAGCUGAGGGUCCUGUUGAGGUGGAGGACAUGGAUGAGUGCUUGAUUCAUGAGGGCAACAUCUGCCACCACAGAUGUAUCAACACGCUAGGCUCCUUCCGAUGCGAGUGCUUCCCUGGCUACGUGCUUCAAGCGGAUGCUUACACUUGUGCACCAGGGACGGUGGAUGAGGAGAACAGACUGCAGGAGGUCGACAGAGCGGCGGCGCAGCCCACCUCAACACUUCCACCUCCCACCCAGCCUGCUCUCCCACUCGACCCCUGUGAAGGAAACAGCAUCUGUGAGCAACAGUGCACCCCGGUGGGCGGAAGGCCACAGUGCUCUUGUUUUCCUGGAUUCUCCCUCAGAGCUGAUGGACGCACAUGUGAAGACAUAAAUGAGUGUUUGUCUGCACGUGCCUGCCAGGUGAAUGAACGCUGCAUGAACACCGCGGGGAGUUAUGUCUGUCAGAGACUGAUCACCUGCCCCCCUGGAUACCAGAUCAACAAUGACCUUUGUGAAGACGUUAAUGAGUGCGUGCUGGGAAGCCACAACUGUGGAGCUGGCUUCCAGUGUGUAAAUACAGAGGGCUCGUUCAGGUGCAAUCCCAACCCUCGCUGUCCUGCAGGCUUUAAACAGGACCAACAGGGCAGCUGUGUAGAUGUUGAUGAGUGUGGUGCCUUGACCCCACCGUGCAGUCCAGCGUUUAACUGCAUCAACACAGUGGGGUCCUACAUAUGCAACAGGAAGAUAAUCUGUAGCCGUGGCUAUCAUUCCAGUCCUGAUGGAUCCAGAUGUGUUGAUGUGGAUGAAUGUGAGGACAGCCUGCAUCGAUGUGGAGAGGGUCAGCUGUGCCAUAAUUUGCCUGGUUCUUAUCGUUGUGAAUGCCAGACAGGCUAUCAGUAUGACUCAUUCAGGAGGAUGUGUGUGGAUGUAAACGAGUGUUGGCGCUACCCCGGCCGUCUGUGUGCCCAGACCUGUGAGAACACCCCAGGCUCCUAUGAAUGCUCGUGUACCUCUGGUUUCCGCUUAUCUAGUGAUGGCAAGAACUGUGAAGAUAUGAAUGAGUGUCUGGGCAGCCCAUGCAGUCAGGAGUGUGCCAACAUCUACGGUUCCUACCAGUGCUACUGCAGACAGGGCUACUACCUCAGGGAGGAUGGGCACACCUGUGAAGACAUCGACGAGUGUUCCCAGAGCAUCGGCCAUCUGUGUACCUACAAGUGUGUGAAUGCUCCAGGCAGUUACCAGUGUGCUUGUCCUGAAUACGGAUACACCAUGUCUCCAAACGGACGAUCUUGCAGAGAUAUCGAUGAGUGUGCCACAAGGGCCCAUAACUGCUCUUUGGCUGAGACCUGCUACAACAUCCAGGGAGGCUACCGCUGCCUUUCUUUCAGGUGCCCACCAAACUACCGCAAAGUGUCUGACACUCGCUGUGAGCGCAUCAGCUGUCCCAACUACCUGGAGUGCCAAAACUCUCCUCUGAGAAUCACCUACUACUACCUCAGCUUCCAGUCCAACAUCGUCAUCCCUGCUCAGAUCUUCCGCAUCGGACCGUCUCCUGCCUACUCCGGAGACAACGUCAUCGUCAGCAUCACGCGGGGAAACGAGGAAAACUACUUCAGCACGAGGAAGCUGAACGCCUACACGGGCGCUGUGUACUUGCACCGACAAGUUCAGGGUCCGAGGGAUUUCCUAAUCGACGUAGAGAUGAAGCUUUGGAGACAGGGGACGUUUACCACGUUCCAGGCCAAGAUCUAUGUCUUCAUCACAGCCAGCUCACUCUAACAGCCGGAGCUGUGCUGUGGCCAGUAUGGACCUUAAUGCAGUUCACGAGGACUUUUCAUAUCACUAUUUAACGACGCCACUGUCUGUCACGAGGAGUCUGAAUACUUACCCUUGCUUUUAUCCAGAUGAAGUUAGUAUUACGACAUUGCCAUAAAUGUAGUUGAAUAUUCAGAAAGGAGCUUUGUGUCACUUUUACUCUGUGAUUGCAUGGAAACAUUUUUUUUCUUGCAUAUCUUUUAUAAGCAUUCCGUAUUUUGAAAGUUUUAAAGAUUGAGUUGAAAAUAAUAUAUUUGAGAAUACAAAAAUGUUCAUGGCACCACAAAAAUAUAACUUUUUGCCAUUGUACUAGCAGCUUCUAUAUAUCGUAGUUUUCUGCUCACAUGAUCCUGUCAUGGCAAUUUGUAGCUUAAUAAUUGUGAAAAAGCAGAAUUUUUCUUAGUUUCUUUGAGUUUCCAUUACAGAACAACUAUAUGUCUCAUUUCAUUUAACCUGCACUGCUGUCUAUGUUCUGUCUUUGAAGUAUUUAAAAAACUAAUUUAACAUUAAUCUUUAUGGUGUGUUUAUGCAUCCCUUUAAUCAGAUAUAUUAUGCACGGAUGUAUCAUAUUUUUUUAUGCUAGAUUCAAGUAUUUUAGAAAAAUAUUUAAAAAGCACCACUGCGUUCUGGUGAAUGCUGGCUAUUAUUAUUUUAGAAGGAACUAUUGCUUGAGGAGAAGUCUCAGUUUUGUAAUAAUUCCUCAGUUGUUUUCACUUCUUACGCACAAGUUCUGUCUAAUACUCUGUAUAAUGUGUGAACAUUCCCAGUGAAGCUGUUAAAAUAUAUAAUUCAUCCUUGUCAGAGCAUUGCACACAGUAAAUAUCCUAUUUACAUAGCUGUUCACACCUCGCAAGUGAACUCAACAUGAGCGUCAUCCAUCAUCGCGCGGCAGUUCAUGCACACACAUUUUAUGACGGCCAGUAAAAGUAAUGGCCAUGUAGUGUUUAAUAUCGGAAAUAAAAUGACUGAAGUCUUCUUGUA
Amphiprion ocellaris (clown anemonefish) is the source of this 4878-nucleotide messenger RNA. Its product is annotated as fibulin-2-like. The record is from RefSeq and is a predicted model, not a curated record. Gene Ontology annotation, cellular component: extracellular region. Gene Ontology annotation, molecular function: calcium ion binding. Lineage: Eukaryota; Metazoa; Chordata; Actinopteri; Pomacentridae. The coding region runs from base 235 to 3861 and encodes 1208 amino acids. The transcript is spliced from 17 exons.